CCCGCCUACGUGCUGCAGAUCUUCCCGCCCUGUGAGUUCUCCGAGAGUCACCUCUCCCGCCUGGCCCCUGACCUCCUUGCCAGCAUCUCCAAUAUCUCCCCGCACCUCAUGAUUGUCAUUGCCUCUGUCUGAGGCUAUGCUGCAAAAAGAUGAACCCGGAACAGAACUGUGGACAACACAGCCAGGCAGAGGGGAAGCUGCUGAGGGGCAGACUGCCAGGCGCCACCAGCUGCCCUCGCUCUCACGCCCGCCCAGCUCCCAGCUCCCAGCUCC
Molecule: messenger RNA, 273 nt
Organism: Cricetulus griseus (Chinese hamster)
Lineage: Eukaryota; Metazoa; Chordata; Mammalia; Rodentia; Cricetidae
Source: RefSeq, a predicted model, not a curated record